This is a messenger RNA of Amphimedon queenslandica, 405 nucleotides long. Its product is annotated as chromatin modification-related protein png1-like. The record is from RefSeq and is a predicted model, not a curated record. The transcript is spliced from 2 exons. The coding region runs from base 1 to 405 and encodes 134 amino acids. NCBI's taxonomy places the organism in Eukaryota, Metazoa, Porifera, Demospongiae, Haplosclerida, Niphatidae.
AUGGCACGAGAAGCAUAUAAAGAGAUCACUUCACUUGACCAUAAAGAUUUUGUUGUAGCCUGUACUGGCUUACACGUCAGUGUUAGCUCAGCUCAUCUGGUUUGGACCACCAUCGAUAUUUUUAUAGAGAGGAUUCCCUUUGACAAAGAAUUCUUUGAUUCUAUUAAAACAAAGCUUGAUUCCUUUUUCCUGAAAGUGAUUCUACCAAGAGUUCUAGUUGGUGAAAAGAAACCUAGGGAAACUCACAUCAGUAAGCAAGGUAUAUACUGUUACUGUCGAACAGGAGAAUUUGGUGCAAUGAUCGAGUGUGACAACCCAUCAUGCAAAUUUGGUUGGAUUCAUUUCGGUUGCGUGGGUUUGGUUGAAGAACCAACAGGAUCAUGGUUUUGUCAAGAUUGCAUUUAG